Messenger RNA from Galdieria sulphuraria, 892 nucleotides. Its product is annotated as vesicle-associated membrane protein 7. Gene Ontology annotation, cellular component: membrane. Bases 33 to 740 code for a protein of 235 amino acids. Lineage: Eukaryota; Rhodophyta; Bangiophyceae; Galdieriales; Galdieriaceae. The transcript has 2 exons. The record is from RefSeq and is a predicted model, not a curated record. Gene Ontology annotation, biological process: vesicle-mediated transport.
UCAUCAAAGGAACAAUUUGGUUUUUUGGGAAUAUGGCAACUUCUUACUUCUCAAGCAACGGGGGUGCAGAGGGAAACUAUGAGAAUUCAGGGAGCAACAUACUUUAUGUGGUAGUAGCUACUGGUACCAAUAUUCUUGCCCAGUAUGCUGCAGAAAAAGGUAAUUAUGAAGCCAUUGCCUCUCGUAUCCUGGCCAAAGUUCCACAACACGACGUGAAGAGCUUUUAUGAAAACGACAACCUCAGCUUUAACUUUAUGGUAUCUGAAGGUAUAACAUAUCUUUGCAUCGCGAGACGACUUUACCCUCGAAGACUCGUGUUUGGAUUUUUAGACGACAUUAAGAAGCGUUUUGUUUCUCAGUAUGGUGAAACAGCUAAAACAGCUGGUCCCCUUCACAUGCAGCAUGAGUUUCGACCAAUUUUAAAGCAGCAGUUGGAAUACUUUAGUAACGAGGCCGAGGCAGACAAACUGUCCAAAGUCCAACAACAAGUAGAAGAAGUUACUUCUGUCAUGAGGUCGAAUAUUGACGAAGCACUGAAUCGCGGAGAACGCUUAGAUGUUCUUGUAGAUAAGGCAGAAGAUUUACGGGGAGGCGCCAGUCAGUUUCAAAAGUCAUCAACACAACUGAAGAAGAACUUCUGUAAGCGCAAUAUGAAGGUGAUUAUUUGCAUAUCCAUUAUUGUUGUGCUCAUUGCACUUGCUAUUAUUCUUGGAGUGGUUCUUACCCAUCGUAACUCCUAGUUUGUAUAUGAUUGUUGCUUAAAUAAGAUUCUCCAUGGCUGAGAGUUUCUACUACUAAACAGUUGUAAGUCAAUUAAAGUGAACUUUGCCACAACAAUCCAUAUUUUUAGCUGAAUAUUUCAAUAUGUUUUGGUUCAGUUGCUGUUCACGAA